AUGGCUAGCUUCUCUUCAGUCGCCCUAGUGGCCUUUUCAUUCCUUGCUACAGUCACUCAUGCAGCUCCUCGAGGUACUGCUGUCUUCUUCAGUAACACGACCACUCCUGCCGUUGCAGCAUCGACCACGACCUCGCCACAUGCGGUUACCAGCACAAAGGCGCCGGCAAAUACCAUAGCCUUGGAUCCCAAUGUGGUAGAUUGUCAACUGCAACUUCCAGCAAAUGCGCUUACAGCUGCGGGGCUUUCGACACCAUGGCAGCUACUGGCCCCAUGUUCUCAGGCUGUUGGUGCCCAACAAGCAUUCGCUGAAGCCGCUGUUAUAGACCCCUCGGGACAACUUUCAGUCUACCAUCCGUUGAUCAUUGAUCAAGGCAAAACGCCUCAAGCGGCACCAGUUGUUCCCAACAUCGCCGCCGGAUCGCAGGUGAUCCUGUUUUUCGGUUUCAACGGAAACACACUGACACUCGUCGACGCAAAUGGACAAGACAGCAAUGCAUCUCCCGUCCUGCAGAACCUGAAAUGUGUUAAUGGGCUUCCUGGCGCCAAAGGAGACGUCUUCGGCCAAGUCAGCUGGUGCAACACGGUGGCUUUCUGGGAUGCUGCCAAUGCUGCUGUGGCGGCCGGAAAGCUGGUAGUUCCUCCUUUAGGUACUGACAACAACGGCAACCAGUGUCUGUCCAGUCGUUCAUUUGAAAUCAUUGACCAGGAUCAGUCCGACAAUUUGCCCACCAAGUACCUUCUCCUGGCUGAUGGCAGUACCGUCCAGUUCACCGCUGCAAAUGUAGCCAAAUUCCCCACAGCCACAGAAAUUGAUAAUGCUUCGGACGAAGCUCUGAUUGCUGACUUUGUGGAUCCUGUGAUCGGCUGCACUCCUUUCAAGAUUCCCAGCCUCGACGACCCUGGUACAACGGUCUCCUCCAUGGCUUCUCAAGAACUACAAGCUCUACUUCAGCAACAGGAACCAAUUGCUCUUGCUCCUCUCAAUGACCCCGACUGCCUCCUCACUUCGAACGGCCAGAUGAGCACUGCGAAGACCAACGCUUAUCGGCUAGGCGUUAACAUGCCACUUUUGGGGAAUGGCGCCAAAACGGAUAAAGGCUCACCAACAGACUAUUGCAACAAUUUAGUUGCCAUCCAGCCUCCUUUCCUAGCUGGAUUCCAGACUGCGCUCACAAACGCCCAAACUCCGGAUCCAGCAGUUGGCACAAAUCUUUUCACCUUCCUGGCCAACCGAUUCCUUCAGUCUCUCACCAACCUUAACUGCCCUAACAAAAACAUUCCCAUCACUUGCACGCUCGACGCAAAUGGUGUUGCGACGGCCUGCAGCAUCACUGCAACUAGUAGCACCGGGAAUGGCACAACGAUCAGCAAAGCAGCGGGCAACGGCAGUAUAGGUCCUACGGCAACUGAUCUCGCACCAACCUCUGCUUUCACCAUGACGGCUGUUCCCACUCGCCAUGUCCACAGCCACGGUUUUGGCGGGAAGACCAUACCACCCAGUCCUCACACCUUCACCGGCACGGCAACCACAGCGACUACGCCGACGACGUCAGUGACUGCUAGUACCGGAACCGGAUCAGCAUCUGAGAGCCAAAGUUUCUCUGGAAACGGAGGAAAAAAUGUGACCACACCGACCGCCCCUGUUCAAGUUGGCGUCGGUGGCGACACGAGUUCCUCGACGUCCAGCGCAGCACUAAGCUUAGGUACAGGGCCAAGCGCGACUGUUCCACCUCCGCUAACUCAGUUUACGGCGGUGCCUACAUCGGUGGUGGCUGCGGCGGUGUGCUCGAGUACGGCGACGGCAAGUCUUCAGCAUUGUUGGUCUUUGGCGGGUUGGCAGUUGUGCAAGCUUGCCUGA
Cladophialophora psammophila CBS 110553 is the source of this 1860-nucleotide messenger RNA. RefSeq lists its product as uncharacterized. Lineage: Eukaryota; Fungi; Ascomycota; Eurotiomycetes; Chaetothyriales; Herpotrichiellaceae. The transcript has a single exon. The coding region runs from base 1 to 1860 and encodes 619 amino acids. The record is from RefSeq and is a predicted model, not a curated record.